AUGUCAAAUGCAAGUAGUACCGCAAUUCAUCAGCAGCAAUAUUCCAUUGUUGAAUAUGUUGGUUAUAAUAAAGGCGGACUGUGCGGUUACUGUCGUCGAGAGGAAGCAACUCCAACGAGCAUUGGUAUGUGGACACGCAGUCUUUCGAUAUCACACUAUAACGAAUUACUCGAUAGAGGGAUGAGAAGAUCUGGUAAGUAUUUGUACAAGCCAGUGAUUGCUAAUACAUGCUGUCCAUCAUAUACAAUCAGACUUGAUGUCAACAAUUUCCGCUUGUCAAAAGCACAGAAAAGAAUAUUGCGUCGAAUGAAUGAUUUUCUCCAGAAAGAUGUUCGACCGAGUGAACGAGCAAAAAUAUCGGAACGCAAUGUAACGAAGAGAACGACUGAAAGCAACGCUAUUUCAUCAAAUUCUCAAGUCAAAAAAGUUCAAGAUGAUAGUAAAAAAACAUUAAAUCAUGAACUUCAGAAAAAGGGAAGAAAGAAGAAAGUUCUCAGGCGAGAAAGAGCUUUCCAAAGAAUGCGCGACAAAGGUAUCAAUAUCAAGGAGGCUCAAAGAAUACGUCAAGAAAAAGAAGAAUUUCGGAGAAGAACACUAGAAUCAUUCAUUGUCAAUUACGAUUCGGAAACUUUCAAGCAUAAAUUAGAAGUACGUUUGGUUAAUUCAAAUUCAUCUGAAUUUAAUGAGACUUUCAAAGAAAGCUUCAAAUUGUACGAGAAAUACCAAACGAAUGUUCACCAUGAUACUCGCUGUAAUAGAACUAGCUACCGGAAUUUCCUUGCAGAUUCACCACUUUUCAACGAUGAAAGAGAUGAAAGUAAGAGUAUUGCACUUGGUUCAUAUCACCAACAAUAUUAUCUUGAUGGCCGUCUGAUAGCUGUUGGUGUUGUGGAUAUUUUACCACGCUGCCUGUCGGCCAAAUACCUCUACUACGAUCCCGAUUACGAAUUUCUCACCCUUGGAACAUAUACUGCUUUACGAGAAAUUGCAUUUACUCAAGAGCUUGCAAAAGAAAGGCAACAGUUACACUACUACUAUAUGGGGUUUUACAUUCAUUCAUGUCAGAAAAUGCGCUACAAACAGCAUUUUCAUCCGUCCGAUUUGCUAUGCGAUCGUAGUUUCACGUGGGUACCUCUAGCAAAGUGUUUGGAAAUGAUAGAGAGAUUUGGCGAACGAAUCGAGGCAUUCGCUCCAGAUGCUCCGGUAGCUGAAAAAUGUCCAGUGGAAUCUAUAAAAUGUCUUUACAAAAUGAAUAUCUUUCCUUAUCGGAUUUUGUUAACGCUACCGGAUUUUGAAGAAACGGAAACAUUCAUGGAGGAAUAUGCUCGAGUAGUUGGACCGGUCGCCCGAGAAAUGUUGCUCUACAGAAAAUGA
Messenger RNA from Cercopithifilaria johnstoni, 1374 nucleotides. The record is from the annotation of a GenBank genome assembly. Lineage: Eukaryota; Metazoa; Nematoda; Chromadorea; Rhabditida; Onchocercidae.